Molecule: messenger RNA, 297 nt
Organism: Rotaria sp. Silwood2
Lineage: Eukaryota; Metazoa; Rotifera; Eurotatoria; Philodinida; Philodinidae
Source: the annotation of a GenBank genome assembly
AUGAUUAAAUUUCGUUCAAUUGAUCGAUUACUUCAAUUCGAACAAGGUACAAUUGCAAAACAUCCAUUUAUGGCAAUAGGCAUUGCACUUAUAGAAUAUGAAGAACUCUAUACAAAAUGGCUUAAUAAUAUCAUUAAAUAUUUACCUAUCUAUCUUAAACAAAGUUUACUUGUUGAUGCUGAACAACGACCAGAUCUAUUUUUAGAUAAUACUAAUAAUAAUAAACAUCGUGAACAACAAUUUAUUAAUAAUAGUCCGACAUAUCGAUUGCCAUUAUAUACAACAAAAAAAAUCUAA